This is a messenger RNA of Funneliformis mosseae, 286 nucleotides long. The record is from the annotation of a GenBank genome assembly. Lineage: Eukaryota; Fungi; Glomeromycota; Glomeromycetes; Glomerales; Glomeraceae.
UGUUGCCAAGAUGCACUAGUUGAUGUUAAGGAAUUUUGGGAGACAAGCAACCAAGUGUCUAAUGAAGAAAUUAUGGCUAUCGGCAAUGAUUUAAAAUAUUCAAUAUCGUUCCCCAUAAAUGUGCCAUCAUCUAAGGUUGGAGAAACGAAUGAAUUUCCUAUUACACUUGUACCCUUGAAAACUGGGCACCUUCUUGUUCCUCUCAUAAGAGUUACUAGCCUUGAUUCACAUACAUUUUCUGAAACUAUUUAUUUAAACAAUGCUGAACAAGUUCUUGUUCGACCUC